CUUUGCUAUGCCCAGCCCAGCAGAAGCACCGCAGGAGCCUCAACCCCAUCUGCCCAGUGGCUUGUGGGGCAGAGCAGGGGCUCUGGCAGGGUCUGUGGUGGGGGUCUUUGCCCCCCAACUCAUGGGGGUUGCAGCUGCAACCUCCUUCCCUCAGAACUCUCACAAUCUGUGCAGGGGCCCUCAGACCCAGCCCCCCUCCCAGCAUCACCCCAAUGGCUCCCCUGUGCCCCAUCCCUGGGCAGGGAACCUGGCACCUCCAUUGCCCUGCCAUUCCUUUCCUCUGUCCCCCAAAGCUACUUAAUUCCUUACUUCCUACCCCAAUCCGGGCCACUCAGUCCCUUGUCCACCCCCCUUACCUGCAGAUCUCUGGAUGCCUGGGUCCCGCCUAGCCUUCCCUGCUCUCAGCUAUGGAGCUGGGUGCAGCUGGCUCUGGGGCGUGUCUGCCAGGCACUGCCUGCUGGCAGCUUCCCAGCCUCCCCAGAGGUACGGGGCUGGACUGGCAGGGGCUGCGGGUUGGGAGUGCGGGGCCCUGGCAGGGCUGGGGGAGCCAGGGGCUGCCGGGAGACGCACCCCAGAGCCGGGCCGGGCCUGACCUCCCAGCCCAUGGCUCUGUCCUGAUCCCCAGUAGAGUCUGGGGAGCGCUCAGGACAGCAGCAGUAUUUGUUAUUGUAGGGUCUCCCCGAGCAACGCCCCCACCAUCCCACAGGGACCCAGCCUGUGGGGCGGAGUGUGCCCUGCUUGGGAUAGGGCGGAGGCUGCUCUGUCCCGGGACUGGCUCCAGCCCCCUCCCCCACUUCCCUUCCCGGGCAGCGCCGCCGCCUCCCGCCCAGCCCGGCGCGCCGCAGGGAAUCGGGGCCGGGCGGGGACGCCCCGGGUUGGCACCAUGCAGGCCCCGGUGGGGCCCUUUCCCGGGCACAGCCUGUUGGAUGCCUCUGACCUGCAAGUGAAUGGGGACGAGGUGGAUGGGCUGCAGGAGGGCGAAGGGUCAGGAGGCCCACUCUACCCCUUCCUGGUGGUCUAUGACCUGAAGCCACUCAAGUCGCAGGGGCCUGUGUUUGCGAAGGGGGUGCCUGUCAUAGCCCGGGUCGAGGGAACCGAGCGCUACACCAGCGGCUCCAAGAUCCGACCCAGUACGCUGUAUUCCCUGCGCCUGACCCAUGGAGAUUUCACCUGGACCAUGAAGAAGAAAUUCAAGCAUUUCCAGGAGCUGCACCGUGACCUGAUGAGACACAAAAUCUUCAUAAGCUUCCUUCCCCUCUCCAGGUUUGCUAUCCAGGGCUCCCGGGCAGAGGCCACGUCUCAGGAAAUGCCCGCCCUGCCCCAUGCGGGUGAGGGCACUUCAAGGCGCCCUUCCAGCAAACAGAAGUACCUGGAGUCCUACCUGAAUUCCUUGCUGGCGAUGUCCUUCUAUCGCAACUACCAUGCCAUGGCGGAGUUCCUGGACGUCAGCCAGCUCUCCUUUAUCCCCGACCUGGGACCCAAGGGCCUGGAGGGCAUGAUCCUGAAGCGCUCUGGUGGACACCACAUCCAGGGACUCAAUUGCUUUGGCCACCACCAGAUUUGCUACCGCUGGUCCAAGAGGUGGCUGGUGGUGAAGGACUCCUUCCUGAUGUACCUCAAGCCGGAGUCAGGGGUUGUCUCCUUUGUGCUGCUCUUCGACCCGGGCUUCAGUGUCCGGGUGGGGAAGAAAUCCACCGACAGCAAGUAUGGGGUCCGCGUCGAGAACAGUGCCAGGACACUGAUUCUGAAGUGCAGCAGCUACCGGCAGGCACGCUGGUGGGGGCAGGAGAUUUCGGACCUGGCUGAGCAGAAGGGCAGGGACUUUCUGCACAUGCAUCGGCACCAGUCCUUUGCACCUGUCCGCGAGGGAACCCCUGCCCGAUGGUUUGUGAAUGGUGCUGGGUACUUUGCGGCUCUGGCCGAUGCACUGAUGCAAGCAAAGGAGGAGAUUUUUAUUACUGAUUGGUGGCUAAGCCCCGAGAUCCAUCUGAAACGCCCAGCGCAGACAGACGACUGGCGCUUGGACAUCCUCCUGAAGCACAAGGCGGAGGAGGGCGUGCGGGUCUGCGUCCUACUCUUCAAGGAGGUAGGGCUGGCCCUAGGCAUCAACAGCGACUACAGCAAGAGAGCACUCAUGCUGCUGCACCCCAACAUCAAGGUGAUGCGCCACCCUGACCACGUCUCAUCUAUUGUGUUCCUGUGGGCCCACCAUGAGAAGCUGGUUGUGGUAGACCAGAGUGUGGCCUUUCUAGGAGGGCUGGAUCUGGCCUAUGGGCGCUGGGAUGACCACCACUAUCGGCUCACUGACCUGUCCCCCCAUGCCAAGAGCGGGUUCCCCCCUGGGGAAGAGCCACCUGUCGACUUGGCCACCAACCAGCAACUCUGGCUGGGCAAGGACUACAGCAACCUCAUCAGCAAGGACUGGGUGCAGCUCGACCGGCCCUUUGAAGAUUUCAUCGACAGGUCCCGGACGCCGCGAAUGCCCUGGCGGGACGUGGGGGUGGCAGUGCACAGCAGAGCUGCCCGUGACAUCGCCCGCCACUUCAUCCAGCGCUGGAACUUCACGAAGACAGUGAAGAACAAGUACAAGGGCCCAGAGUACCCGUACCUGCUGCCUAAGUCACUCAGCACAGCCCACCACCUGCCCGUCACCAUCCCCAGCGCCCAGCUCACCAACGUGCAGGUGCUGCGCUCCGUGGAUCGCUGGUCGGCUGGGACCUAUGAGUGUUCCAUUUACAGAGCCUACCUGAGCCUCAUCCAGAGCAGCCAGCACUACAUCUACAUCGAGCUUACACUGUGGGUGAGAAGGACACUCCUGCAGGGAGCUAAUCCAACCCUGUCUCCCUGCAGCGAGGGGACGCAGUUUCGGGUCUUUGUGCUGCUGCCACUGCUGCCCGGCUUUGAGGGGGACAUGGCUGAGGGGGGAGGAAACUCCAUCCAGGCCAUCCUGCACUUCACCUACCGGACUCUCUGCCGGGGCGAAUCCUCCAUCCUGUGCCGCCUGAAAGCUGACAUUGGGGACGAGUGGAAGAACUACAUCUCCAUCUGCGGGCUGCGCACCCAUGGGGAGCUGUCUGGUUCCCUCACCACUGAGCUGAUCUACAUCCAUAGCAAGAUGCUCAUCGCUGACGACCGCCGGGUCAUUAUUGGCUCUGCCAACAUCAAUGACCGCAGCCUGCUGGGGAAGCGGGACAGUGAGCUGGCGGUGCUGGUGGAGGACACAGAGCUGGUCCCAUCUGUCAUGGAUGGGGAGCCAUACCAGGCUGGGAAAUUCGCCCUGAGCCUGCGACUUGACUGCUUCAGGGCGCUCCUGGGAACCUCGGGCAACUGCAGCAUCGACAUCCAGGAUCCUGUCAGCGACCACUUCUUUCAUGAGACCUGGAAAGGCAUCGCCCUGAACAACUCCAACAUCUAUGAGCAAGUUUUCCGCUGCCUUCCCACCAAUGCCGUGCUGUCUCUCCGGGCCCUGCGGGAGUAUGCAGCAGUGCAGAACCUGGCCUGUGUCAGCCCGGAGCUUGCCCGCCAACACCUAGCUCAGGUGCAGGGCCACCUGGUGCAGUUUCCCUUGGAGUUCAUGGCAGAAGAGUACCUCCUGCCCCCACUCAACAGCAAGGAAGGCAUGAUCCCCAUGGAGGUGUGGACUUAGACACAUGGGGGGCUGCCUACUACAUCCCCCAGCCUCCCCCACCCUCCUCGGGGCUCCCCUGGUGGCCACUAGAGACCCUCUGCAUCCAGCGCGGGGACCAGGACCAAUUCUCUGCCUGGUUAGGGUACCAGCCACACUGACACUUUACAUUCCACCCCCUCUCUUUGCUUGUUUGCACAGCCCUGAACCCUUUGCAUAGGUCAUUCCGGAGGCAGGACCGCCCGGCAGCUCAGCCCUGCAAACACCCAGUCACAAUGCCUGUGCCCUGUCUUGGCUGACGCCCUGCACCCACCACCCCACUACUCUCCCGGGCUAUCACUACAUUCCACAAGUCGAGUUCCUGCAAGAGGGGUGCCUGGGUCCCAGGGUGCCUCAGUUUCCCCUGACCUUUGCUUGGCACAUCCCCAGACACCCCCUUCCUGCUGCUACUAACUGCUGAGGGAGCACCUCUCAGCCUGUUGGCACACUCCAUGUCACAUACGGUAGGUGUUGUGCCCUGCCCCACCCCUCCCAGAGCCACUGAACAUUCCUGUUUGCUGGGUCCCUCCCACAAACUCAGCCGUCAGCCUGUCCCAAACCCCCUCCACGCCCCCAAUGUCACUCUCAGGAGCUGAUCCCACCAGCAUAGCUGGGCUGGAAUGUCAGAGGGGGACAUGCCUCGAAGGCUGCUAGGGCUAAGGUUUCACCAGAAAAGUGGCAGCCAGGCAGCUGCUGAGCUACAGCCUGUAUUUGGGUUUGCCCCUGGCUGUAGCCUCCCCUCACUAUAAUUGGACCAGCUCUGUGCCCAGCCACUAACCUGCCUCCUUGAUUGGGUUUGUUACGUAAAUGCUUGGAAAGUGCGGCCUGCCUCUUUCCUUACUGUGCUCUGGGAGGGGCCUGGGGCCAUGUGCCAGGCUGGGCAGGCUCCAGCCGGGGGCCCUGCCUCCGGGAUGAAUGCCCGUGUGCAGAGGCACAUACAAGGACUGGCUGUGCUAUGACAGCACCCAAAGCACCGGGGCAGGCCAGCAGCAUCAGGAGGAGUCUCACAGGGAGUGCCCUGUGCCCACAGGAGUGGUGUGUAGGGAGGGGGGUGAGUAAGUACAAUUCCUGCACUGUGUGUACAUACUUGUGUGUGCACACUGAGUGUGCAUGUGUAUACACACCCAGAGUGCAUGUGUAUAUGUGUAUACACUGGGCAGCUUGCUCCCAUUUCUGAAUAGCACAUCUGCAAGGGCAGGGCAGCUUUGGCGGUGGCAAAAAGGUUCAGAGAAGCAUAAACUCGAAAUUCAUUGUUUGGAUGCUGGUAGUGCCCAAAGGCUUCAGCCAGUCUCGGGGGGCUCCCAGUGGGCCAGGUGCCGCACGCAGCCUCACACUGAAAUAGUGGGCCCAGGCUGGGCAAGGCAAAGGAGACAGACAACAUGAACGUCCUAUCCACUGCAGCAGUGUGGCUGGAAAGGACAGCCCACUUGACAGUUUGUUCACCCCACUCCAAAAUAGGCUCCUAAGGCAGCGAGCUGAUCAGGCAGGUGUGUUUUCUGGAUGCCCAGAGCAGUGUGGGGGAAGAAACGCUGUUGCCUCCAGCUGGCAGGUGAGAGAAAGAUCCCAAGCUGGGGGCACUAAAUGCUAUUUGGCUAGCUAGCCCAGGGCAGGGUGAUAGGGAACAGCCAGCAUGGAUUUGUAAAAAACAAAGAUCAAACCAAUCCGAUAGCUUUCUUUGAUAGGUAACAAGUCUUGGAGAAGCAGUGACAUGGUAUACCUAGACUUCAGUAAAACAACUGAUACAGUUUCACAUGACCUUAUCAGUAAAUUAGAGAAAUGCAACCUAGAUGGGUCUACUAUAAGGUGGGUGUAUAACUGACUGGAUAACCAUUCUCAGAGAGUAGUUAUUAAUGGUACACUCAUGCUGGGAGGGCAUAACAAGUGGGGUUCUGCAGGGU
Molecule: messenger RNA, 5562 nt
Organism: Pelodiscus sinensis (Chinese soft-shelled turtle)
Lineage: Eukaryota; Metazoa; Chordata; Testudines; Trionychidae
Source: RefSeq, a predicted model, not a curated record